Molecule: messenger RNA, 1241 nt
Organism: Lindgomyces ingoldianus
Lineage: Eukaryota; Fungi; Ascomycota; Dothideomycetes; Pleosporales; Lindgomycetaceae
Product: SET domain-containing protein
Exons: 2
Coding region: 1-1185 (394 amino acids)
Cellular component (GO): nucleus
Molecular function (GO): protein binding
Source: RefSeq, a predicted model, not a curated record
AUGGCCCAUUUCCUAAGAUCUUUUACUUCUGCCCCUGCCUCUUGCUUUAUAUUUCUUUUGCGGCCAGAUUCAAUCUAUCCAUCGCUCGACCUAAAGAUGCAGACCCCUAAGGCCCCACCAGGAUCGCCAAUAUCCACCCUCUUUGAAAUCCGCCAAACGCCACAUUGCGGCCGCGCUGUAUUCGCAACUCACGAUAUACCCGCAGAUACAGUUGUCUUCUGCUCCGACGAUCUCACACUCUCGGUACUACUUCGCGAAUACCGACGAGAAGUCUGCGCGCAAUGCUUUGGCUACGAACACGGUCGCAACUUGAAGAUUAGCGAUCCGGCGGUUGGCUUUGCAUUCUGUUCCGAGGGCUGCCAGAACAAGUGGCGAGAGGAGGUCGGGGAGAUUGGAGUGCAGGCUUGGACUGCGGUCGAGAAUCUGGUUAGGAAGAGAGGUAGGGAGGAUUGCGAGAUGGUGGAUGUAGAUCUUCCGAGGCCGAAGCCAAAGGAUAUUACAAAAGCAUGGGAGGGAGUUGCUGCACAGGCGGCGUUGAUACGGGUCGCGAGACACGGAGAUCGGAUAAGUGAGGAGGUAACUGAGGAGACAAAAGUCGAGAGACCCGCACAGGUCACAAAGCAGCAUCGUAAAGCGCUGCAGAGAGCACUGCUAAGUCCGAUCUCGCCAGACGUGAUGAGUUUCUGCGUUAGCGGUCUUCUAUGGAGGUAUAGCAAGCCAGGUGACUGGGAGCGUGUCUUGACUCUCAUCCCUGACACAACGCCCUACCACAACAUCGCAGACCUCCAAGCCUUCACGCGUUCCUAUCUCCACCUCCUUGCCGUCCUUCCCUUGCCACUCCUCGACUUCGUCACCCCCGAAACCCUCUUCAUUCUCUCAGCGCGUGACUCUCACAACUCCUUUGGCAUACGCUCCCUCGAGGACGAAGGCUCUGAGUUCUUUGGCUAUGGGUGUUGGCCUGCGGCAUCGUAUUUCAAUCAUUCUUGUGCGCCUAGCCUCGAGAAGAUAAGGGUUGGGAGGAUGUGGGAGUUUAGGGCAGGAAGGGAUAUUGAGGCGGGCGAGGAGCUGAGUAUUACAUAUCUGAGUGGUGAGGAGAGGAGGCUGAGCAGAGGGAAGAGGAUGAUUAUCUUGAUGAACAACUGGGGGUUUGAGUGUGGGUGUGAGAGGUGUGAAGUCAUCUACUAAUGCUAGACCAGGGCACACGAAUGAAAUCAAUCUCACCUCUCUACACGGUUAAAAAG